AUGGGGCUCCUUACAUUGUUUUCCGCAUGGUAUCUCGUGUUUGGUGUUAUAACUGCAUAUGAAUAUCCAAGCAAUCCAUGUGCAGACUUAGCCUUGAUACUUCCAAACAGCACCUUCUUCCCCACAACGCCGACGUACAAUGCAUCCAUCCACUCCUACCCAUUCCUUCAACUUCGGCUACAUCCAUCCUGCAUCAUUCGUCCAAGCUCCGCAAAGGAUGUAUCUACUGCCAUCACCACUCUGCUGCAGAAUAAUAACACCAAGUUUGCGAUUAGGAGUGGUGGUCACAAUGCAAACGCCGGCUUCAACAACAUCGACGGCGGUGUGACAAUCGAUAUGCAAAGCAUGAACAAGGUAGAAGUUGCGAGAGGAGAUCAGGUUGUGGCGGUCGAGGCUGGAGCGCUGUGGCAGAAUGUAUACGACAAGGCCGAGAAGCGUAACCUAACGGUACUAGGUGGCCGCAUCGGCGUCGUAGGAACCGCUGGCUUCUUGACGGGAGGUGGAAUUUCCUUCUUCAGCCCGGAGCGUGGUUGGGCGUGUGACGGCGUCAUCAACUUUGAAGUCGUACUUGCAAGCGGGAAUAUCAUCAACGCGAAUGCGACAUCGCACUCUGAUCUCUUCGUCGCACUCAAAGGAGGGCAGAGCAACUUCGGAGUUGUCACGCGCUUCGACUUGAAAGCCUUCUCCGCCGGUCCUAUCUACGGCGGAAGGAUUGUUUUCGGAGCCAAUGCUACCACGCCUCUACUUUCGGCAUACACGGAGCUUAAACUAGGGGAGUAUGAUCCGUACGCAGCGGGCUGGGUCACAGUGCGAUAUAACCACACGGCAGCGACAUUUACUCCGGUCAGCAUCAUGUGGGACACGCGGCCAGCAAAACUUAGCACGUUGAGAAGUAUCGUCGAAGUGAAGCCGCAGGUCAUGAAUGGCAUGAUCGAAGCGCCCAUCAGUGAGCAUACCAGGAAUGCAUCCAGACAAGUGGCCGCGAAUCCUCAAAGGACAGUUUGGGCAACGACAUCAUUUUCAAUCUCCUCGACGAUCAUACAUCGCAUCCACAGCCUCUGGAAAGACGUCGUACCUGGAAUCGCAGCACAGUAUGCCUAUGCCAAGCCAAUUGCAGAAAUAACCUUCCAAGCUCUUCCCGCACCACCUCGCAAUGGCACAGCACCGAACAGCCUAGGUUUUGGACCAGACGAGGCACCAGAGAAAGACCUCGUAUUCUUGCAGAUAAUCUUCACGUUUGAAGAUGCUGCCGCUACCGAUGGGUUCGAAGAGGCUUUGAAGGAUUUGGUAAGGCUGAUCGAAGGCUUAACGAAGGAGGAGGGUGUGUUCCAUCCAUACAAAUAUCUCAACUUUGCGGCAUCCUUUCAGGAUCCGUUGGCAAGCUAUGGCGGUAUCGAAUUGAGGAGAAUGAAGAAAGUGGCAAGGAAGUAUGAUCCGACAGGCGUGUUUCAGACGCAGGUACCUGGAGGGUUCAAGCUGUUUUAA
Molecule: messenger RNA, 1485 nt
Organism: Alternaria postmessia
Lineage: Eukaryota; Fungi; Ascomycota; Dothideomycetes; Pleosporales; Pleosporaceae
Exons: 2
Coding region: 1-1485 (494 amino acids)
Molecular function (GO): FAD binding
Source: RefSeq, a predicted model, not a curated record